AUGGAAUUCGCACCAACUACAGCUAGCCCUCUGCACCAUUCUGUCGACAACAGCUUUGUUGUCGAUACCUUUACAGAACUCUCGCGUUACUAUCCUAUCAUGUCAAAGACCGCUAUUUCUAAAAUUUCAAUCGACGAUCCCAAUCGCCAUCCUGUCACUGAGCUUAUGAUCUCCUUCGCAACAAGAAAGAACUCGGAAAUGAACUCACAGAAGACAACUCUGCAUCUUAUUCCACCUUAUGUCUGUGAAAGUGAUAUAGAGAUGAUACGGUAUUCGGUUCUCAGCGCCCUCUUCUAUUCGUAUCAGAAUGAGCAUCAUCUUGCACAAGAAGCAUGCAACACAACUGAGCACUAUUUCAGUUGGAUCUCAGAGUAUCUCAUUCGGAUGAACCCUGAACUACUUUCACUACUCUGGAGUCAUACUCUUCUUGUUAUAACAAGCUCCGACAAGUUUAUUAGUCCUGGAGUCUUUAUCUCCUCUUUCUACGAGUCUGUUAGAAGAUUAUCAGCUAAGCUCAAAAGAUUUCAAAAGCCACCAACAGAGAGUACACAUAAUGCUAUUUCGUAA
Messenger RNA from Trichoderma asperellum CBS 433.97, 567 nucleotides. Lineage: Eukaryota; Fungi; Ascomycota; Sordariomycetes; Hypocreales; Hypocreaceae. The record is from RefSeq and is a predicted model, not a curated record.